Messenger RNA from Homarus americanus (American lobster), 543 nucleotides. RefSeq names its product deoxynucleoside kinase-like. The transcript is spliced from 3 exons. Gene Ontology annotation, biological process: nucleobase-containing compound metabolic process. Lineage: Eukaryota; Metazoa; Arthropoda; Malacostraca; Decapoda; Nephropidae. Gene Ontology annotation, cellular component: cytoplasm; mitochondrion. Bases 1 to 543 code for a protein of 180 amino acids. The record is from RefSeq and is a predicted model, not a curated record. Gene Ontology annotation, molecular function: deoxynucleoside kinase activity; ATP binding.
AUGGAUUCGUCCCAACCGUUUAUAAUCAACAUAGAAGGAAACAUUGGAAGUGGAAAAUCAACUUUGAUUUCCUAUUUAAAGGAAAAACUUUCUCCAACAUAUUUUGAAUUUGUUUCUGAACCUCUUGGAGUUUGGGAAAAUCUUUUAAAUUUAAUGUAUGAAGAUCCUAAAAAAUCAGUACAUAGUGGAUUGUGUUUUGUCGACUCGUUAAAUCGAGAAGAAAAAAUAUCUGAUACAGAAAAGACAAUUUACGAACACGCCUAUAAACUCCUAAAACCAUAUUGCCAUUCAAACUUAAAUUUUUAUUUGAAAUGUCAACCCCAAAUUUGUUUUCAACGAAUAGUAAAAAGACAAAGAAAGGGCGAACAAAAUAUAUCAUUAUUAUAUUUAAAAAAAUUACACGAAUGUCAUGAAAAACGGUUAUCUUCAAAUUCUACUGCAGUUGAAAUACUAAAUCAUGAUAAUAUGGCAAAGGAAUUGUUCGAUACUAAGGAAGUCAGAGACAUCCAUGCUGGAACACAUGAAGGUAAUUCUGAAAUCUGA